This is a messenger RNA of Magnusiomyces paraingens, 1323 nucleotides long. RefSeq lists its product as uncharacterized. Gene Ontology annotation, cellular component: carbamoyl-phosphate synthase complex; cytoplasm. Gene Ontology annotation, molecular function: carbamoyl-phosphate synthase (glutamine-hydrolyzing) activity. The transcript has a single exon. Gene Ontology annotation, biological process: L-glutamine metabolic process; L-arginine biosynthetic process; 'de novo' pyrimidine nucleobase biosynthetic process. The coding region runs from base 1 to 1323 and encodes 440 amino acids. The record is from RefSeq and is a predicted model, not a curated record. Lineage: Eukaryota; Fungi; Ascomycota; Dipodascomycetes; Dipodascales; Dipodascaceae.
AUGUUCCGUCUCGCUAAAUCUCUUCAACUUGGAGCUUCUAUCGCUCGCAGAAACUUCUCAGCUGCUUCUAUCCUCCGCAAAGCUUCACCAAUCACUUCAACCUCCUCCAUUGGCUCUUCUGCACUUGACCGUGCUACCCUUACCAUCCGCGAUGGCCCCGUCUUCCAUGGUAAAUCCUUUGGAGCAAAUACUAACGUCUCCGGCGAAGCUGUCUUCACUACCUCUCUCGUAGGUUACCCGGAGUCAAUGACUGACCCUUCAUACCGUGGCCAAAUUAUUGUCUUCACCCAACCUUUGAUUGGCAACUAUGGUGUCCCCUCCUCCACCGCCCGUGACGAUUUCAACCUUCUCAAGUACUUUGAGUCCCCUCACAUCCAGUGCAUCGGCAUUGUCGUCGCUGACAUUGCCAUGCAAUACUCCCAUUGGACUGCCGUCGAGUCUCUUGCAGAAUGGUGCCAGCGUGAAGGUGUUGCCGCCAUCACUGGAGUUGACACCCGUGCUCUUGUCACCUUCUUGCGUGAACGUGGUUCUUCUCUUGCUCGUAUCACCAUUGGUGAGGAAUAUGAUGCCGACGAAGAUGAAGCCUUUGUUGACCCUGGUGCCAUCAACCUUGUCCAAAAAGUUUCUACAAAGUCUCCCUUCCAUAUUUCCGCUGGUGCUGAUGCACAUGCCCAUGUCGCUGUCAUUGACUGCGGUGUUAAGGAAAAUAUUUUGCGUUCACUUGUUUCUCGUGGUGCUGAUAUCACUGUUUUCCCCUACGACUACCCUAUCCACAAAAUUGCUCACCACUUUGAUGGUAUCUUCAUCUCUAACGGCCCCGGUGACCCAACCCACUGCCAGUCCACCGUCUACAACCUUAAGAAGACUAUGGACACUUAUGAGGGCCCCAUCUUUGGUAUCUGUCUCGGCCACCAGCUUUUGGCCUUGGCCACUGGUGCAAAGACUGUCAAGCUUAAAUACGGUAACCGUGCCCACAAUAUCCCUGCUCUCGAUCUCAUGACUGGUCGAUGCCACAUCACAUCCCAGAACCAUGGUUAUGCUGUUGAUGCUAGCACUCUCCCUGCUGACUUUAAGCCCUACUUUAUCAACCUCAAUGACCAGUCCAAUGAGGGUAUGAUUCAUACCUCCAGACCCAUUUUCUCUACCCAAUUCCACCCUGAGGCUAAGGGUGGUCCUCUUGAUUCAGCUUUCCUGUUUGAUAAGUACAUUGAAGAUGUUAAGGAGUAUAAGCUUAAGCAAUCUCUUAACACCCGACCCAGUCCUCUUUUUGUUGACAUGCUUGCUAAGGAACGUGUUGGUGUUGAAGUUCAUCCCCAAAAUUAA